UUAUGCCAGAGAGCUAAAAGGCAGUCAGUACUUGUACUGAGUUUGUGCGAGCAAUGCAAUCGACAAACUGGGCGACUGUCCCUCGAAUUUGAUUAGGUUCAAAAAGUAGAUACAAAAAGACCCCUCAAUACACGUUUAUCGAAUACACUCAAGUAAUAUAAGAAAAAAAAUCAGUGAUCUGGCGAGAAGUAUUACUAUACACGGUUUGAAAUAUUUAAACGGAUCCACGUGCAAAAUUGACAAAAUACACACAUUUCUAGCAAUGUCUAUGAUGAUUUCUGUCUUUGCAACUUGUUUCCUACUGUUGUACCAAAUUUGGGUAAAACACUGUCAGAAUGAUAUGCAAACAAUUGUAUUGGAGAGUUCAGAGUAUAGAAAUGAUUUUCCAAGUGUCACCUUUUGUCCACAAAGACCAAUGACGGAGGAAAGGAUUAACAAAAUUUUACAAAGGAUGAUCUUGCCUACUGGUCUGCGAGCAUCAAAAUUUAGACACAAUAUAAGGCAUUACCAUGAGUUCCUAGCUCACACAAAAAUAGACAACGCAACCAUAUUUGAGAUGAUCAAUAUAUUGAAAAUUAACAACAUGACGAUGAAUGAUUUGAUAAAUGAUCUUAUUGAUCCCUGUGAGAGCUUUUUACAUUCCUGCUAUUUCGACGAGAGGAAAAUCUCGUGUAGUCAUUAUUUCAAAAAAAUAAUGGCUGCACGUAGAUAUUGUUGUACUUUCAAUAAUCGUUUUUAUUCUGACAAGAACGAGAACACGUAUCGUCCCAAGACAAAGUCUGUGAAGUAUAGUCCAUAUUCCGGCUUGGUUCUUCGUUUCAAUGAAAAUCGAUUUGGGAGUAACACAAUCGAUAAUAAUGAAACGAAAAGUAGUGUUUCUAAUGAAAAUAAAAUCUGGAUAUGUGUACUCAAUUCUUAUGAGAGUCUAUCCGGUACACUCAUCAACUAUGCGAUACAACCUGGUAAAGAAUUACACAUCCAAGUGGAGGUGUCGGUGAAAUACGCGGGAAAUGAUUUACACAAUGAUUGCGUUGAUGGUGACGUUGAGGAACGACCGUAUGUUCCAUUUUACUCCGUUUCCAAUUGCAAAUUGAGCAGCAAAAUUCAAAAAGCCUAUCAGCAUUGUAACUGCAUUCCUUACUUUUACGCCUAUGGACUUGUCAAUCAUUCGAAGGAAAUAUGUGAUAUCGAAAAGACAAUUUGUUUAAACGAUAAUCACAACGAUAUAUGGCGAGAUAAGCAGAAUUCAAAAUAUUACUAUGAAUCGCUGUGUCCAUCCACGUGUAAAAUAUUUAACUUGCGGAAAACAACUACCGAUAUACCCAUAAAUGGAGGAGAUUUCGCGUGUUCUCGGAUAUAUGAAAACAUAACGAAUUGUGGUGCCAUCUUGAGAGUUUAUUUAAAAACGGAAAUUUCGAACUUAUUUAAGCAAGAGGACGUAAAAAACGAAUUUAACUAUUUUGCAUAUUUAAGCUACAUUUUCAGUUUCUACUUGUGCUCCAGGAUCAUCAGUAUUUUUAAAAUUCUUUGUUUUAUUGAUUUACUCAUUACAUUCUUUUUAUUAAUCGCACUUUUCACUAGAAACAAUUAUCAGUAAAUCACGUGCUUUGGAAAAGUAGAAAGAUUUUUGAAAUCCGGAUAUGAGUAUAUAUUGAUUAGCAACAAUCAAUUGGAACAGUUAGAGCAACGUACAUAGUAAAGUUACAAAGUAUAUAUUGUAUGUACGCGUCAAGAUGUUGUAGUUUUAUUUUGAAAAUAUAUAUCAUAUUGAUUUUUAUUGCCAAUAAAUUUUAUUAAAAAUAAAUUAUAUCUAGUGAUGAAAACCUUGUUCUAAAUAUAAAUAUUAUUGUUGUGUGCUCAACGUUUUCCAUAUUGAGCGCUAUGCUGGAACUUUAAUUAACAAAGACAUGUAUGACUGCCGGUAGAAUUACAAUAAUUAAAUACAUGGAAUAAUUACAUUCAUUAUCGAGAAUGCGAAUUUUAAUAAAAUAUUGAGAGCAUGCAAGUCGAAUAAUUUUUUUUUUUUCGAUAUUCGGAUUAGAUUUGGACAAAUUUGACUCAAUAGGCAUAGCAUAAUCGUGAAUCACAAAUAUUUGUGAAUAGACCAAUUCCCAGACUAUACAUUGUGAUCGAACAAAAAUAUAACAUAAAAAAUAUUGUUAUCAGAUUUAAAUCAAACAAAAUACUAUAGUCAACAAAUUAUAUUAUCCACGUAAGGGAACCGAAUAUUGUCCUUUUUCGUGAACGUAAUAUUUUUUUGAUUUGCUCUAUUAAAAAUCGUAUAACAUACUUCUCUGACAUCUAUUCCUAGGAACUAGAACCUCUUCCUA
This is a messenger RNA of Cephus cinctus (wheat stem sawfly), 2330 nucleotides long. RefSeq lists its product as uncharacterized. The transcript is spliced from 8 exons. Gene Ontology annotation, biological process: sodium ion transmembrane transport. Bases 263 to 1597 code for a protein of 444 amino acids. Lineage: Eukaryota; Metazoa; Arthropoda; Insecta; Hymenoptera; Cephidae. The record is from RefSeq and is a predicted model, not a curated record. Gene Ontology annotation, cellular component: membrane. Gene Ontology annotation, molecular function: ligand-gated sodium channel activity.